AUGCGGGGGUUCCGCAUCGGUGUCAGCCCGUGGCUGUGCCGGGAGCCACACGCCCCUACAAACAGGGGUUCAGCGCCCCCGCCCCGCCAGAUCCGGCCGCUGAGCCGGCUCCGGCCCAGAGCUGCAGGCAGCGCCUGGUCAGGGAAUCCCCUCACGGCCGGCAGCGGCUGGAGCGCGUCCGCACGCCGGGGGAUUUACUUUUCCUCUUCCUCCUCCUCCUCCUCUUCCCGCUGCCAGCCGAGCCCCGGAGCGAGCUGGAGGCGCCCGCGGCAGCCCUGGGGUGCGGAGCCGCCUGCUCCUGGGCCGCGCUCCCCCCGGGGCUCCAGCACCCUCACUGCCCCUGGGCCGCCGGCGCUCCCCCCGCCGGGCUCCCGCACCCUCACUGCCCCUGGGCCGCUCCCCCCGCGGGGCUCCAGCACCCUCACUGCCCCUGGGCCGCUCCCCCCGCCGGGCUCCCGCACCCUCACUGCCCCGGGGCCGCUCCCCCCGCCGGGGCUCCAGCACCCUCACUGCCCCUGGGACCGCUCCCCCCCCGGGGCUCCAGCACCCUCACUGCCCCUGGGGCCGCUCCCCCCGGGGCUCCAGCACCCUCACUGCCCCUGGGCCGCCGGCGCUCCCCCCGCGGGGCUCCAGCACCCUCACUGCCCCUGGGCCGCCGGCGCUCCCCCCGCCGGGCUCCCGCACCCUCACUGCCCCCGGGGCCGCUCCCCCCGCCGGGCUCCAGCACCCUCACUGCCCCUGGGACCGCUCCCCCCCCGGGGCUCCAGCACCCUCACUACCCCUGGGCCGCUCCCCCCCCGGGGCUCCAGCACCCUCACUGCCCCUGGGGCCGCUCCCCCCGCCGGGCUCCAGCACCCUCACUGCCCCUGGGCCGCUCCCCCCGCAGGGCUCCAGCGGCCGUCACUGCCCCUGGGCCGCCGGCGCUCCCGGCCACCGCUGAGGCGCCGGGGACGCAGCUCCCUGGAGGGUGGGUAUCCACUAAAACUGCCUACCUGCCUGCAAGGUUAUUUAUUUAUUUAUUAA
Melospiza georgiana is the source of this 1023-nucleotide messenger RNA. Its product is annotated as basic proline-rich protein-like. The record is from RefSeq and is a predicted model, not a curated record. Lineage: Eukaryota; Metazoa; Chordata; Aves; Passeriformes; Passerellidae. Bases 1 to 1023 code for a protein of 340 amino acids. The transcript has a single exon.